AUGCUGGGCCUCCUUGAGAAGGUCGCGUCGAUGGACUCCGAGCCCUCGCAGAACAUGUCCGAGCACUUGGGCGCGCUCCCGUUCUCAUCGAGGAAGGGGGUAUCGCCCGCUGCAGCCGCGAUCGACUCUACUGGAACGACGAGAAAAUGCUGUGCCCGUUGCAGGGGCCGUCUGCAGCGGAGGCUGGAGUGGAACCGGUGCGGGCGGGGCGUGCAUCUCGCUGGCUUGCUGCUGGUUUCAAGUGGCAAGGUGAUGAUGAUGGACGCUUUCGUCUGCCGACCUUUCUGCGGUGUAUUCAUCUUCGGGCUCCUGGCAAGCACCCCCGCGGCUCGCGCGGGUGCUCCUGUGCGGAGCUCCAGAAAGGGCAGCACUGCGAGUACUGCUGCUCUCCCUGCCGGUUCGCGGACAUCAGCUGCAUCAGGGAGACAGGCGGCCAUCGUCGUCCUCCCACCGGCCUGGAGAGAGAGAGACAGAGAGAGCUGA
Prorocentrum cordatum is the source of this 483-nucleotide messenger RNA. Lineage: Eukaryota; Dinophyceae; Prorocentrales; Prorocentraceae. The record is from the annotation of a GenBank genome assembly.